This is a messenger RNA of Capra hircus (goat), 2872 nucleotides long. RefSeq names its product complement factor H related 5 (gene CFHR5). The record is from RefSeq and is a predicted model, not a curated record. Bases 92 to 2161 code for a protein of 689 amino acids. NCBI's taxonomy places the organism in Eukaryota, Metazoa, Chordata, Mammalia, Artiodactyla, Bovidae. The transcript is spliced from 12 exons.
AGUCAUGCUCAUAACUGUAAAUGAAGCAGCGCUGAGAGGAACACCAUCACUGCAGGGCCAAUUUUAAUUACAUGCUGCUAGCGUAACGGGCAUGUUGCUUUUAACUCAUGUCCUUCUAAUCUUAUGGAUUUCUACUGUGGGGGGACAAGGGAGACAUUGUGAUUUUCCAAAAAUAAACCAUGGAAUUCUGUACAAUGAAAAGAAAUACAAGGCAUCUUUCCCAGUUUCUCUUGGGAAAGUUUUCUAUUAUUCCUGUGAAUAUAAUUUUAUGUCUCCUUCAAAACACUUUUGGACUCCCAUAACAUGCACAGAGGGCGGAUGGUCACCGACUCCAAAGUGUCUCAGAGUGUGUUUCUUUCCUUUUGUGGAAAACGGUCAAUCUGCAUCUUCGGGACAAACACACCUGGAAGGCGCCACUGUGCAAAUUACCUGCAAUAAGGGCUACAGCCUCCCGGAUAACAAGGGCAGCAUUACCUGUGCUGAAGGGGGCUGGUCCUCCCCCCCUGAAUGCAUCUCCACCAAAAAAUGUUUAAAAACAGAUAUUGUAGUUGCCAAUGGGUUUUUUUCUGAGUCAGAAUAUGCUUAUCCUGUAAAUAAAGAAACGCAAUAUAAGUGUAAACCAGGAUACACGACAGCAGAUGGGAAAACAUCAGGGACAGUUCAAUGUUUGCAAGGUGGAUGGUCAAGUCAACCCACUUGUAUUAAGUCCUGUGACAGGCCAGUAUUAGUGAAUGCCAGAGUCAAGAGUGAUGUCACAUGGUUUCAGCUCAAUGACAGGCUGAACUACGAAUGCCACGCUGGCUAUGAAAACCAAGAUGGACGCACCACAGACUCCAUAGUGUGUGGUGAAGACGGCUGGUCCCAUUUGCCCACAUGCCGUGAAAUAGAAUGUCAUCUUCCAUUUUUAGAAGCAAAUGUAGAUGUUUAUCCAAAGCAAGAAAAAUACAAAGUCGGAGAUGUGCUGAAAUUUUCCUGCAGACAAAGACUUAAAAGAGUUGGGCCGGAUUCAGUUCAAUGCUACCAAUUUGGAUGGUCACCUAAUUUUCCAACAUGCAAAGGGCAAGUGCGGUCCUGUGGUCAACCUCCUCAACUGCCCAAUGGCAAACUGAAACACGUAAAACAAGAAAAAUACGAACACAGUGAAAUGGUGGAAUACGAUUGCAGCCCUAACUUUGUAAUGAAGGGGCCUAAGAAAAUACAAUGUAUGGAUGGAGAAUGGACAACCCUGCCCACAUGUGUUGAACCGGGGAAAGCAUGUAGAUUUAUGCCUCAGCUUGAGAAUGGCUAUAGCCAGCCCUCUGUCCCUCCCUAUCGACAUGGAGUUUCAGUGGUGUUAAGUUGCAGAAAUGCAUAUACGAUGAUUGGGAAUACUACAGUUACAUGUAUUGAUGGAAUAUGGACCGAGCUUCCUAAGUGUGUUGCAACAAACCAACUUAAGAGGUGUGAAAAACCAAGGUUUUAUGUAAGAGGACAGUUAAGUUCAUAUAUGCAUGAAUUUAAUCACAAUGCCAGAGUCAGUUACAAAUGUGCUGGGAAGAGUACAUACGUACAGACAGUCUGCAUCAACGGGAAGUGGGACCCUGCACCAGACUGCCUCGGAAAAAAGAUACAACUGUGCCCACCUCCGCCUCAGAUUCCUAACGCUCAGAACAUGCUAACCACAGUGAAUUAUCAGGAAGGAGAAAAGGUCACUGUUCUCUGUAAAGAAAAUUAUGCAUUUCUGGAAGCAAAAGAACUUGUGUGCAAAAGUGGACAGUGGCAGUCCUUACCACGCUGUGUAGAGUCUGCACAAUAUUGUGGGCCACCUCCGCCUAUUGAAGAUGGAGACAUCACCUCCUUCCCCUUAUCAGCAUACUCUCCAGGGUCGGUGGUCCAGUACCGCUGCCAAUCUUUCUAUGAGCUCCGGGGAAACCUGACUGUGACGUGCAGAAAUGGACAGUGGUCAGAACCACCCACAUGCAUUGAUGCAUGUAUCAUAUCUGAAGAUAGAAUGAACAAAAAUAACAUACAGUUAAAACGGAGAAACCCCCCAAACAGAUAUGCUAAAACAGGGGAUUUCAUUGAAUUUGAGUGUAAAAGUUCACAUAAAGAGAGAACACCCAUACAAUCAUUCCGAGUCCUCUGUCAGGAAGGGAAAUUUGAAUAUCCCACAUGUGAAUGAGACAAGCACAACUCCCCUGGAUGUGCCCUUAAAAUUAAUCCUACAGGUAGGCUGUUAGUAUUUGUUAUGUGGUCACUGCUACAGUUGUUUUCUUUAUACUUUCAGGGAUGGUUUAUCACAGUUUUAAUUAGAACUCUGGAUUUUCAGAGGUUCUUAAAUUUGUCAGUUGAGUAGCCAAGGCUUCUUUCAUAGCAGGACCAUGCGUAUCCCAUUCCUUAGUCUCCUUUCCUGUAACACACGCAGAAACAUGCCCGCCUUCACCUCUUAGUUCCACACACCCUCUUCUCAUUGUCUGAAAUUUACUGCUUCAAGGCUUUCUGAGUCAACUUUAUUUCAGAGGAAGUGGUGGAUAAUCUCUUUCUUUACAUUAUUAUAAUUUCACAAAAACGCAGACACUGUCACCCCUUAUGUUUGUAGCAAGCAUUAGUAAGUAUUUAUAAACCUCUAAUGUGACUCUAACCAUCUAUUAAGCCAUACAUACGCCUUAAAGGACUGAAUAUACCACUUCUACAAAUAAGUGGAAGACUCUGAAAUGUACACAAAUCUUAGUGUGGUACUUCUAAUACAGUCAAGAGGCAAUAUAUACAUACAAAAAAGAAACUAUAAUUUUAAAUGAGAAUUAUUAGGUUACAAUAUUAUGUGUAUUGAAUUGUCUGGGUGGGCAUAAAUGGAUAAAGGAGAAGAAAUAAAAAUGCUGGCUAAAUCAGUCUA